This is a messenger RNA of Emericellopsis atlantica, 981 nucleotides long. Its product is annotated as 60S ribosomal protein L7. NCBI's taxonomy places the organism in Eukaryota, Fungi, Ascomycota, Sordariomycetes, Hypocreales, Bionectriaceae. The coding region runs from base 105 to 854 and encodes 249 amino acids. The record is from RefSeq and is a predicted model, not a curated record. The transcript is spliced from 3 exons. Gene Ontology annotation, biological process: maturation of LSU-rRNA from tricistronic rRNA transcript (SSU-rRNA, 5.8S rRNA, LSU-rRNA). Gene Ontology annotation, molecular function: structural constituent of ribosome; RNA binding. Gene Ontology annotation, cellular component: cytosolic large ribosomal subunit.
UCACGGACCUUUAGCUGCUGAAUCUUUCCCCCUUCCCUUCUCCAAGCGACCGACAACUCCUUGCACUAACCCGACAACCUUUCGCCCAGCCGAACGUCGCCAACAUGUCUUCUACUACCGUCCCCACCAACGACCAGAUCUUGGUCCCUGAGACCCUUCUCAAGAAGCGCAAGUCUCAGGAGAAGGCCCGCGCUGAGCGCACCGCCGCCCAGGAGAAGAAGAAGGCCGGCUCCAAGGACAAGCGCCAGGUCAUCUUCAAGCGUGCUGAGAAGUACGUUCAGGAGUACCGCGAUGCGGAGCGUGAGAAGAUCCGCCUCUCCCGCGCUGCCCGCACCGACGACUCUGCCUACGUCCCUGCUGAGGCCCGCCUGAUCUUCGUCGUCCGCAUCAAGGGUAUCAACAAGAUUGCCCCCAAGCCCCGCAAGAUCCUCCAGCUCCUGCGUCUCCUCCAGAUCAACAACGGUGUCUUCAUCAAGGUCACCAAGGCCACCACGGAGAUGCUCAAGGUUGUCGAGCCCUGGAUCGCCUACGGCUACCCCAACCUCAAGUCCGUCAAGGAGCUCGUCUACAAGCGCGGUUACGGAAAGGUCAACAAGCAGCGCGUCGCCCUGACCGACAACGCCAUCAUCGAGGAGAACCUCGGCCAGUACGGCAUUGUCUGCAUGGAGGAUCUCAUCCACGAGAUCUACACUGUCGGCCCCAACUUCAAGCAGGCCUCUAACUUCCUCUGGCCCUUCAAGCUGAGCAACCCCAACGGUGGCUUCCGUCCCCGCAAGUUCAAGCACUUCAUCGAGGGUGGUGACCUUGGCAACCGCGAGGAGGCCAUCAACCGUCUCAUCCGCCAGAUGAACUAAGCUUUUGCUUCUUCUUCUAUCCACAUGAUGACACGGAUUGGUCUUUACAAAAAUUGGGCUCGGCAUGGUUGCUCGGCGUUAACAGGGACAAUACCUAGGUUGGAAUUGAUUCCAUGAUGAAUGACAC